AUGGACCCUCUGUCAGUGACGGCCAGCAUCAUCGCCAUUGGCACCGUCGCAGGCAAGAUAUGCUCUGCCUUCACUGAACUGAGGUCUCUCUGUCGCAGCCUUCCCGGCCGUCUCCAUGCAUUGAACAAUGAAGUCGCCGACCUGGAGAUUGUUCUUUUCGAGCUCGCCUCACUCACGGAAAGGCGGACGGUGUUUGUCGACAGUGACCGACCGUCUCUUCAACAUCUAGUGAAACAGGCAGAGGUCAAACUGUUGGAGCUGCAAGAAAUCAUAAGCCGGCUACGGGUAGCGUAUCGAGAUGCGCCUGUUCCGUUUGCCCUUGGGGCCUUUAGCAAGGAGAAGACCAGGCUUCACGGGCUGCAGGAGGAGAUCAGGUCGGUCAAAUGUGAUCUGAAUAUAAUGCUUGGUGCUUCAAACUCACAAGACAUGACCGAUAUGCGGCUUCAGUUAGAGGCCAUAUCCAUCAUGACCAGGGAAUCUUCCCAGGAAAACAUUGCUUUGCAAGGCCAGCUGAUCAGCAGUCUUUCGCAUGUUGACGAGCGUGUAGCUCGUGUUGAGGAGCUGCUACGUUCCCAGGCGCAAAAGGUCAAGGAAGAGCAGUUCACCCAGGUUGGACCUCUGUACAAUGUUGUUGCUGCACGGCGACGACCUUCUCACUCAAGGAGAGCUCAUAUACCCAGAGAUAGCACGUUGGAAAGAUAUAGUGGUCCAGCUAGUCCGUAUCGGCUUCGUUGCGCUCCGGCAUGUACGUGUGCCUGCCACACGCAGUUACAGAGGGCUUCACCCAACCUCUUUGGGCGCGUUCUGGGACAGCUGUUUGUCGGAUGCUCGGGGAUUCCCUAUCUAUCACCAAAUUGUGAUAUCGAUACAUGUACUAAAUACCGUGCGAGCAAAAUUAGUAUGGAAUAUUGGUUCCCUAUGGGGCUUAAUUCAACGAUUGUUCGUCUGCAAGCCGGAUAUCAAGCGAAUACUGGCCUCCUUUUCCAACUCCAGACUUUGAGAAGCGUACCGGAUGACGCCCAGUGCGUAAAAUUCGCAUUGGACGGGGAUAUAGAGGGCUUGAAGUACCUCUUCGCCCACGGGCUGGCGUCUCCAAGAGAUGUGAGUCCGGCACGAGGCUACACCCUUCUACGGUGGGCGCUUUACGCGAAGAAAUAUGCCACUUGUGAGUUUCUCCUCCAUGCAGGCGCAGACCCAGACUACAGGCCCGUGGCCAUGUCGGAUAAUAGUCCUCGGAUAAAGGCCUGCCAUUUUCUGCUCGAAGGCGGCCUCCCGGAUGCUGGUACCGAUGCACUGCGUCUGAUUUCUCGAGACGGUCACUACGAUGACUUUAUCGACGAGUCAAACUUCACUCAGAUACAUCGUAUUGUCCUUGGCCUGUCACUUCGGAGCUUGGAGGAGGAAAUAAAACUGCAUCCGGAAGACAUCAAUGCUCAGGACUCUAUGGGUCGGACUCCAUUGGCUUGGGCGGCAGCACGGGGUGAUAGCCACUCAGUCGUUACCCUGUUAAGCCAUGGAGCUGAUCCAAACAUCAUGGAUGUACAGAUAUCCGGGCCUGUAUCAAAUGCAGCUGCGAGAGGCUACACAGCAUGUGUUCGACUACUACUAGAGGCUAGGGCCCAUCCUGACCCUCCAAUGCCACCGGGAGUGAAAAAGGGCUCUCCACUGAACGUAGCAGCCCGCAAUGCUACUGAUAUCCUCUUACUCAAGAAUCUGCUGGAUUUUGGAGCCGAUCCUGAUUCAAGUGGGACAGACGGAGAUACGCCUUUAAUCCAUGCUGCCCGGACGGAUAACUCUAGCUUUGCUUUGCUGUUUCUCGAGUAUGGUGCAGAUAUCAACUAUAUCUCAAAAAAGGGGGCAACCCCCUUGACCACUGCAAUCACUUAUAACAGUCAUAAUGUCCUUUCCUUGAUUCUAGACAGGUGGCAUGAAUACUCUGAUUGUCCACGUCUGAAGGCACCAGACCUACUCCAGGCUGUGGCGUUGUACGCAGACGUCAAGACAAUGAAAAUCAUUGCUGGCAUGGACCACCUGCGGUCGAGGCAGGACAAGGACUAUAUUGUUGGAGACUUUACCAGCCGCCUGAAACAACGGCCCGACCUGACAGACGAGUUAACUUUCGCCUUUGGUAGACUGUUAGAUGCCAUUAACGACGUCAAUGUCACCAAGCCAAAGCUUCAUAUCUGUCCAGAAAAGUUGGUCGAGGCCGGUUCGAUGCCGCCCUUGCUCCCUAGAGAUCGGACGCCUGUAGGAGAAGACUAUGAUAGCCCAGGCUCAGGCUCAGGAUGUUUCUUUUCUUGCCCAGCUUCGCCAGUCGGCUCUUUGGACGUCGCUGGUGGGGAUAUCACAAAGGCUCCCCUGGAGGAAGUUGAGUCUCGUCCAGAACUCCCAUGA
This is a messenger RNA of Nannizzia gypsea CBS 118893, 2394 nucleotides long. RefSeq lists its product as hypothetical. Gene Ontology annotation, molecular function: protein binding. Bases 1 to 2394 code for a protein of 797 amino acids. NCBI's taxonomy places the organism in Eukaryota, Fungi, Ascomycota, Eurotiomycetes, Onygenales, Arthrodermataceae. The record is from RefSeq and is a predicted model, not a curated record. The transcript is spliced from 2 exons.